Molecule: messenger RNA, 819 nt
Organism: Hyaloscypha bicolor E
Lineage: Eukaryota; Fungi; Ascomycota; Leotiomycetes; Helotiales; Hyaloscyphaceae
Exons: 4
Coding region: 1-819 (272 amino acids)
Source: RefSeq, a predicted model, not a curated record
AUGAAGUUGACUGUGUACAUUACUGCCGCCGUUGGUAUUCUUGGCAUAUGCCACGCCCAAACUGACCGCUUCGGAAAUCUUCUCAACCUGCCUCCGGAACUAGACGACUUGUAUUUCAAACUCGAUAAAUUCUGCAAAGAUCAGGGAGGAAACACUCCGAAUUCUGAGCUUGGUAAUAGUAUGUUGGCGUCCAAUAUUAUGGGAUUCCAAACCCGGUUGCAUUCAAGAACGGGGACUGCUAUCCCUACGAAAAAGACGGAGACUUGGCUCAAAUGGCUGUUUUUUGCAAAACAGUGGUUUGCACCAACCAACUGUGAGUAUUCUGUGAAUAUGAUCUUCGAUUUGCCUGACAGAAUACUCGCCAGUGAACCUGACUGCUCGGGUGGUCCAUGGCCGCCAACUGUGGUCCCUUUAUUUUCUGGUCUGGCAUUGAUCAAUGCACUGGAUUUUGUGCAGUUGAUAGGGCAGGGGAGGUUGGUUUGGUUGGAUAUAGUCAAGAGUUCUAUCUGCUAUAUUGGUAAACGAAGGAGAGAUAUCCUAGAGCAUAUAAGAUUAUCUUUGCAAUCUGCUGCGGUGAGCCCAUGGCAGGCAGCUCUCGAUGAAGAAUUGGAGCUCGGAGGCGGAACUCGAGGCUCCAACGAGUGCAAAUGGGAAAGGUGGCUGCUGGUGACGACUCGCAGCAGACGGCUGGAAUGGGAUGUUCCAUCACAGCCAGAUUUGCACCUGGAAGAGUGUGAAAGAGCCGCAGGAGGAAGGGGCAAAAAGAAACCCGCGCCGUUGAUGAGGUUGAAAAAUGAUAUUGUUCCGAAACUCCGCUGA